AUGGAAAGGACUGGAGGAACUUUUCGAGCAGGACAUGUUGUGCUGGCCGCUAAACAGGUGAGCAGUGCCAGGGUGAGCAAUACACGGGCGUGCAUACUCCUGGCUGAAUCUCAACCCCGCACUCACCGCAAGCCCGUUCCCGAUGUGCAUCCGUCCCUCUUCAGCAAGGGCACGGCCGGGCGAACCGGUCUGCACGCGAGCACCGUUGUGCUACACAACCCCGGUGACCUGUUUGCGAGCGGCGAUGGGCCGUGCAAGACGCGCCUGGUCCACUUCGAUCCCUUGCCGGAGCCCGGCCGCCACGCUGCCCAGGCGGGGGCUGCCUGCCGGUACGUUCCGCGCAUCUCUGCGGGAUGGCGGUUGGGGGUCACUGCGGCACAAACCACAAGCCUGGACAUUGUUGGAGGCAGACGAACGGAGGGCCGGGCGGGUCAGAGGAAGGGGGGCAACGGCGCGCGUGGGCGAGCGCCUGAAAUAGCUACGCCUCGAGCACGAGCACGCGGUGAGCACAGCGUCGCCGCUCGCCCGCUCAUUGGCCUACGCCAGUGCCAGCGACGCCUUCCGCUGACGCCGCAUCUUUCGUGCGUGGCAGGGUCCGAGCACGACGGAGGAGGAGGGGGAGGUGUGCGCGGGCACCAAGUGCGCGCUCAAGUUGUGGCGCCUCAUCCAGGAGCGGGUCCAAGCCGAGGCGAGUGGGAACACUCGAGGCCCGGGGGAGGCCACGAGGGCUGCGGCACCGACCUUAGACGGCGGCUCCAGGAGGAUGCGGAUGCCCGCGCGACAUCCGGCAAGGCGGCGCUGAAUCGUCCCGAGCGUGGGCCGAGUGUCGGGGUCGUUAUCGAGCCUGCGAGCGCACCUAGCGUUGCUCUGGCGGCAGACCACACGGAUACCCUCGUCAGCGUCGUGUCCAUGUGGAUCGAAGUGGAGUGGCGUGCGCUCAACCACGGCGUCGCGUUCCCCACUAUCGCCGCCCUGCGCAUGGCAGCUGUCCCAUUCAAUAGCGUGUUCCAGAAGAUCCUUGCCCACCCGGAAGGUGGGGCGUUACGCUUGAAACCAGAUAUGUUUGGCUUGUUUGACCUUACCGGCUGCGUUCACGAACAAGCCGAAGAGGAAGGGGGGGAGUAUGAGGGUUGCGAUGGCGCGGAAGGGGACGGGGGUGCGGUGGAGGAGAAGCAGGGGGGGGGGGAGGAGGAGGGGGAGGAGGGGGAGGAGCGGGAGGAGGAGGAGGAGGCGGAGGAGGAGGAGGAGGAGUCGGGAGAGGAGGAGGUGGUGGUGGUGGUGAACGGGGAGAAGGAUGGAGUAAAGACAGGGAAUGAGGGGCCAGGGGAGCAGGAGGCACCGACCUUGACAGCGGCGGGGGAGGGGGAAGAGGGGCUGCUGCUGGGGAGGGGGGAGCGGGAGGUGGGGGGCGAGGGUGGGGAGGAGGAGGAGGAGAAGGAGGAGGAGGAGGAGGAGGAGGAGGAGGAGGAGGAGGAGGAGGAGGAGGAGGAGGAGGAGGAGGAGGAGGAGGAGGAGGAGGGGAACGGGGAGAAGGAUGGAGUGAUGCAUGAGGGCGCCCGGUGGAACGGGCCGUUUCUGUGGGGGGAAGAAUCUUCGGAAGGGCAGGCGAAUGAAGGGGGGGGUAGGGAGGUAGUGCCGAAGGAGGGAGGUGGGAAUAAGCGGGUGGAGGCAGAGACCAAGGGGCCAAGGAAGCAGGAGGCGCCGACGUUGACAGCGGAGGGGGGAGGAGAGGAGGGACUGCUGCUGGGGAGGGAGACGUGGAGUCCGGAGGAGGAGGGGGGGGAUCCGUGGCGGGUGGAUGAUACACCACAGCCUCGAGACGUGGAUGCGCGAACCCUAGCCCCCCCUUGUGCGGGCUCGAUCCGGGAUGCCGAUGCCCUUGCACUGAUCCCCAAGGGGCAUGCGGUAGGUGUUUGGGAGUCAGGGAGUGAAACGUGGCCUAAAGGUAGAGAGCGAGAUCGCCUCAUUCUCAUCGAGUACCACAAGGCGUGCUUGCAGCGGCUGGACCGCCAGCGGGUGGGGGACGCUAAAUUGUCGCCUGAAGACGAGGAGUGGGUUCAUUCUAUGAUUCCAAACUCCGCCCCGACGCUCCGAGAAGGAAAUGCGGCGAUCCAUCGCUUGAACGGGAGAGGAUACGACGGAAAGAGGCGCCGUGCAUCACGCCCUGCGCCUCCACAGAAAGGGAGGAGCACGAAUCGCGAGAGCGAGCCGGUGGAGGAGCCGACGAACGGGCCAAUGGGGAGGGAGGCGUCGCAACAGACGGAGAAGGCGGAGGUACGGGAGAAGCCGCGGGUGAGGGCGAGGCGGGGGGGAGGGGGGGUAGCGCAGCCGAUCGAGGGGGCGGGGGAGAAGGUAGCGCCGAAGGUGGGGACGAAGGGGAAUACGACGCGGCGUGCGCAGGGUCGGAAGGGUUUGCACGUGCCGCAGAGCCGGGGGGUCGGGGUGCAAAGGAAGAGGAAGAGGACCGAUGAGGAGGGGGAGGAGGAGGUGAAGGAGGAAGUGAAGGGGGAGGGGGGUGAGGUGAGGGAGGGAGUGGAGGAGAAGGGGGCGAGGAAGAAGGAGUGCAAGGCCGGGAAGGCAGGUGAGGAAUCGGAGGACGUGGUGGAGGUGGCGGCCCAGCUGCAGACGGACUCGCCGGCUGUCAUGGAGGGCCUCAAGGCGGCCGUGCGGGGCCACGGCCGGCGGGGUGGGGUGAAGGAGGAGGUGAAUGGGGCGGAGGAUGAGGUGAAUGAGGGAGUGAAGGAGAAGGAGGGCGAGGAGGAUGAUGUGGUGGAGGUCUCGGCGGCCCAGCUGCAUGCGGACUCGCCGGCUGUCAUGGAGGGCUGCGAGGCGACCGUGCUGGGCCACCGCUGGCAGGGGGGGGGGGGGGGGGCGGGAAGGCUGCCCCGGUCGAUGAGGUGGCCCAGAGUAUGUCGUGCCCGCACUAACGAUGCUGCUCCGGGGGGGACGUCGCCCUCCGGAACCCCACGUGGACAAAAGCGAAAGCUAGAGGCCUCCGAGGGGAGAACAGCACAGCAGGAGAAAGUGCGUUCUAAGAGCGGUGGGGUGCGGCCAUGCAAGAAGAGGAACGGCUACUUUAUAGCGGAACCGUGGCUGGGCAAGAGGCGGUUCUGGUUCGCUCGGGUUCGGCACGCGGACGAAGCGAGGUACAUCACCGCCGUGGCGCACAUGGCCUUCUACAAGACAGUUAAGCGGGUGGAGAUCGGAGCUGGAGAGGUGGCGGACUGGCAAGCGGAACUGGAUAUCGCCAGGCUAAUCCCUCCAGGCAUGUGGAGUGCCAUGGUCGAACGCGGUCUCGCCUCGUCCGCUGAUUGGUGGUGGAAAAUGUUCGAGUGGUUCCGAGAACACCGCUCCCGGCACGACUCGGCGUCCAUCCACGCGUUGCUUGGCGCAAUGGUGGGGGCACGGGCAGCGACUGCUGCAAAACGGGUCGUGCCGUCAUACGAUGUGGCAAUAGCGUGCGGCUUUGCGGCGGUCAGCGCGUCUCUGGAUGAGAAAAUAUUGAAUGCAACCGACGAGGCCAAAUUUGCGGCAACGAUGUUGGGUGCGGACACUGCUACGGCUGAUGUGUUCAGUGCCGUGGCCUAUACUGCGGUGCAAGCUGUUGUUAAUUUCAACAAGCAGCGUGAAGAUGCCAACGCCUUGGUCGCGAGUGAGGAGGCAUCGCUCAUCGUUCGCCAGCUGAACGGCGAGGCUCUUGCCUCGUGUAGCAAACUCCAAGAAGACCAUGGCAAGGACGUCGUCGAGCUGGUCGUGAAGGAAACCCUGGACACUAAAUGUCUCUCCUUUUUCCCAUCUGCUUGUACAACUCUCCCAUCCCCUGCCCCCGCACCCGUGGACAUCAGUGUGGUGUGGCCUCUACUACAACAAGAAAAUCGAUAG
Molecule: messenger RNA, 3882 nt
Organism: Closterium sp. NIES-65
Lineage: Eukaryota; Viridiplantae; Streptophyta; Zygnematophyceae; Desmidiales; Closteriaceae
Source: the annotation of a GenBank genome assembly